UUUGAACCUUCACAUACUAGCUUGAAGAGGAAUUUAGUAAAGCAAGAUUAAUAACAAUUAACUGAAUAUGGCAAGUCUUAAGUUAUGGGUUUGUCUUAUCUUGCUUCUACUCGAGUUCUCCGGGAAUCAAUGCCGGCCACUGGUUGCGGAAGAGAGGGCUUCGGAUUCAGGGAACAUAAGAAAGAUUAUGAGGGAACUUCUCAAAAGAUCAGAAGAGCUGAAGGUGAGAUCAAAAGGCGACAAAACGAUCCUAGGCAAUACCCUUGAUUCAAAGCGGCUCAGCCCUGGUGGACCGGACCCAAGACAUCACUAAAAAGAUGUGUAACUUUUUAACUUUUCGGUGAGGUUUAAUUCAAACUUGUAACGUCGGCACAGGGCAUAAGGGUUAUUUGGCGUAACUCUAAGGUUACUAUCUUGUUAACAUUGAGGUCAUAAUCUUGAAGUAUGGUCAUAAUCAUGCGAACUAGAUAAUGUGGUUGUUUUUCCUUAAUCAAUGGGGUUUCUUUUGUGCGUACCAAAAUU
This is a messenger RNA of Camelina sativa (false flax), 522 nucleotides long. The record is from RefSeq and is a predicted model, not a curated record. NCBI's taxonomy places the organism in Eukaryota, Viridiplantae, Streptophyta, Magnoliopsida, Brassicales, Brassicaceae.